UCCAGCAGUGGUUGAGCGCCCGAUCGUCUGGACCUGGACAACAUCGUCGAUACAAUUUAUUAGCUUUAGCCUAGUACAGUACUCAUUGCCAACACGCGAAAUUCUGAAUAUCAUCAGCAUGUUUUUUUCAAAAUUUCUCUACCACAUAUAGGAAUAUCUUUAAAUUAACUAGGAAUUUUCUAUUUAACUGUUUGGCAGAUGUAAAGGACUUGAAGGAUAAUUGAUUGUAUGUAUGUAUGUAUGUACACACAUAUUUAUAUACAUAACAUAUCUCGCACAAGAAUUUUUCUGUUGUCAUAAAAGCUCUACUCACUUGCCAAAUAUCUACACAUUGCAGCUAUUAAAUACAGAUAUUUUGGCAUAAAUCGAUUAGGACACAAAGAACUAUCAGUCCUUAAUGUUAUAAGAUUCAUGGAACAUGACAUCAUCCUUCAUGAGUAACGAAUUAAAUAAAGGUUUGACUAAUGUGCCACAAAUAAAAUGUCUACCUUUGCAAGAAUAUCGACAACUUCGUUUAGAUUUAGAUCAAAGUCGCCGAGAAACUGCGAGUCUUCGUCAAAAGUUGUGUUAUGCCAGAAGAAAUUUAGAGGAGGAAAAACGUAAACGUCGAGUGAUCGAGCAUCAUAAAAACAUAUUGGAAACCCAACGUAAUAUGGCUAGAGAGGUGUUGUUCCACGAUGAAGAAGCAAACUUGAACGAAGAUAUCAAGGAAAAGCUACAAUUUCUUAACAAACCCGAAAUCGACGUUAAAUAUAAUAAUCUAAACGUCCAAGAUAAACGGGGUGAUAGACAUUUGACUAGAAUAGUGGAAACAGAUUCUACAGGCUCGAUAUUAAGUGACUUGAAUUGUUUGUCCAAAUCGGAAGAUGAUUUGGAUACCGAUAUCAUUGUAAAGGCUCAAAGAGAGAAAAAAUGGAAAGAAUAUAAACCUAAUGGUGAAUGUUGCACAAUGAAUAAACAGGGAAGCACGUUAGAUAAACGUGCAAAUGUUAAACUCCACCAAGUUGCCAAGACUACGAAAGAAUAUAUUGAUUCCAAACUGUCGAAUGCUGAAGCGUCUUCUGCGAAUCAUAGCUUUAUGUCAAAGAUAGUUAUUAAACCGGAAACGUGUACUCCAUGUGGUAAAAGAAUCAGGUUUGGAAAGAUAGCACUCAAGUGUAGAGCGUGCCCGGCUACGUGUCACCCUGAAUGCAGGAUUCAAAUUAUUUCGGUUCCAUGCGGGUGCGGUAAAUCUCAGCAAAGGUAUUCGACGGGAUCUGUAAGUACCGCCAUGUGUGCGUAUAUAUGCAACUUUUUACAUACGUGUCACAACAGUAUUUCAGGUAAAGGCACAAAGUAAAGACGGCGCUUGGAAGUUUGCUGCUUAACGGUGGACUAGUGUGGAAUAAUAAAAAGCAGGAUACCGCGGUGAAAUUUAAUUAAAUCUUUAUUAAAAAUUAAAUUAAAUUAAAUUUGUCA
This is a messenger RNA of Temnothorax curvispinosus, 1458 nucleotides long. RefSeq names its product rac GTPase-activating protein 1-like. The record is from RefSeq and is a predicted model, not a curated record. NCBI's taxonomy places the organism in Eukaryota, Metazoa, Arthropoda, Insecta, Hymenoptera, Formicidae. The coding region runs from base 419 to 1339 and encodes 306 amino acids. The transcript is spliced from 5 exons.